AUGAGCUCUUCUGCAGCCCCCGCAACCACUCCGGACGUGCAACCCCGCUUCCAGCAGCUCUUCACCGAGCUCGAGAAGCGAUUCCAGUCCACCUCGCUGGGCAGCGAUAAAUGGUAUAUCCUUGCGACGUCCACGCUGGCCGCUAGCCCGGACCCCGAGCGCGCCGACAUGCUGUACCAACAUAUCUGUUCGCAGGCGGCUUAUGCCACCCCCGCCGCGCGGCAGGCGCUGGUCCGCCGUCUGCGCGAAGCACUCAUCAAGUCGGUGCCGAUUGUGGGAGUGUGCAAGCCCAUCGAGGCGAUUCUAUCGAUCAGCAAGGUCGAGCGCGACGAGGACAAGGAUUACACGUUCACUCGUGAAGGGUGGCAGUGCGAUCAAGCCAACCACGAUCGCGGCGCAGAGUGGAUGCAGAAACUGUACUCGCGCAAUACCAGCGGGACAUUGAACUUGUUUAGUGCCCAUAAGGAUUUCUCCUGGCUGUCUGAGGAGAUUACUUAUGGCCUGUUUCUGUCCGAUCGCCAGGUUCUGGACGACGUGGAUACCCAGCUGGUUGUGCUGCCUGGGAUUAUGAGCCAGAACUUGCCGAAUGAGACUCACUGGCAUAUUCGUGGAACGAGACGUCUGGGUCUGCCGAAGGAGGAGGUCCAGGUUAUUUGGGAUUGCGUGCAGCUGGUUUCGCAGUUCUUUGAUGUCAAGUUGAAUAAGGUGCCCACUGUUGAGCAGGUGGAGUACGAUGUUUAG
This is a messenger RNA of Penicillium argentinense, 741 nucleotides long. RefSeq lists its product as uncharacterized. The coding region runs from base 1 to 741 and encodes 246 amino acids. The record is from RefSeq and is a predicted model, not a curated record. Lineage: Eukaryota; Fungi; Ascomycota; Eurotiomycetes; Eurotiales; Aspergillaceae. The transcript has a single exon.